AUGUCUCUUCGAAUUUCUACUGCGUCUAGGAAAAUUUCUUCCUAUGACGGAGGUGCUAAGAUGGCAGGCAUUGGUGGAGGCAGUCUGUAUGGCUUUGGUGGGGGCUCUAUGACAGGGCUAGGCAGUGGCUAUGGAGGGGGUAUAUGCAGUGGCUUCGGUGGAUCUGGAUUUGGUGGCGGCGGCGGCACCGGCUACUGCGGUGCUGGCUUUGGCAGUGCCUCUGCGGCAGGUGGUGCUUACGGAGCAAACUAUCGCUCCAGCUCAUCUGCUGCCAUGAGUGGGGGCUACGGAGCUGGUGACAGUGUCUUUUUGGCUGGUGCUGAGAAGGAAACCAUGCAGAACUUAAAUAGCCGCCUGGCAAACUACCUGGAAAAGGUGCGCUCCCUGGAGGAGGCCAAUACUGAGCUUGAGCGUAAAAUUCGCCACUGGUAUGAGAAAAACGGACCUGGGGCACCUGGAGUGUCCCGUGAUUACAGCAAGUAUUUUCAUAUAAUUGACGAUCUCCGCAACCAGAUUAUGAACAUGACCACUGAGAAUGCCAAUAUAGUCUUACAGAUUGACAAUGCCAGGCUUGCUGCUGAUGAUUUCCGACUGAAAUUUGAAAAUGAGCUCUUCCUUCGCCAGAGUGUUGAAAGCGACAUCAAUGGUCUGCGCAGAGUACUUGAUGAUCUCACCAUGAAUCGCUCUGACCUAGAAGCACAGCUUGAAAGUCUCACAGAGGAACUGGCAUAUCUUAAGAAGAAUCAUGAUGAGGAAAUGACUUUACUGAGGAGCAGUUCUACAGGGGACGUCACAGUGGAAAUGAAUGCUGCUCCAGGAAUAGACUUGACUAAGCUACUAAAUGACAUGAGAGCACAAUAUGAAGACCUUGCAGAACAAAACCGUAGAGAAGCGGAAGAACAAUUCAUCAAAAUGAGCCAACCGCUGCAGCAACAGAUCCAUGAUGAUGCCGGCGCUGCAAACACAGCCAGAAAUGAAUUAAUAGAACUGAAACGAAGUCUUCAGUCCCUGGAAAUUGAAUUACAAUCCCUUUUGGCAAAGAAAGCCUCCCUGGAAGGAACCUUGGCAGAAACUGAAGGGAACUACAGCACUCAGCUUUCCCAGUUACAACUUCAAGUCAGUAGCCUAGAGGAACAGCUACAGCAGAUCAGGUCUGAAACAGAGUGCCAAAAUUCAGAGUAUCAGCAAUUGCUGGGCAUCAAGAUCAGACUGGAAAUGGAAAUUGAAACAUAUAGACGUCUGCUAGAUGGGGAAAGUCUCCGUACCGCAUACGAGACAAAAGUUCAUAUCAGAGAACCCACCAAAACCAGGGUGGUUAAAACCAUUGUGGAAGAAUUGGUGGAUGGCAAAGUCAUCUCUUCCCAAGUGAAAUCGGUUGAAGAAAAGACAGCUAAAUAA
Molecule: messenger RNA, 1398 nt
Organism: Python bivittatus (Burmese python)
Lineage: Eukaryota; Metazoa; Chordata; Lepidosauria; Squamata; Pythonidae
Product: keratin, type I cytoskeletal 12
Biological process (GO): intermediate filament organization; epithelial cell differentiation
Cellular component (GO): cytoskeleton
Molecular function (GO): structural molecule activity
Source: RefSeq, a predicted model, not a curated record